AUGGAGGGCCAGUUUCAAAAAUGCCUUGCUGAUUAUGGGAUUGAUGUAGAUCGUGCUGUCAAAAAGAGAAUUCAGUGCUGGCCCAAUUCUAGUUCAGGAUGGGAUCUUCAACAAUUAGACGUUAAGAAUGCUUUCCUUCAUGGAGAGCUCAAUGAAGUAAUGCUGACCACACAUUGUUCGUUAAGAGGUCGGGUGAUAGAGUUACUAUUUCUCAUUGUCUAUGUGGAUGACAUUGUGAUAACAGGAAAUGAUAGUGUUGAGAUUGGUCUUCUCAAGAACUUUCGUGGUCGAGAGUUUGAGAUAAAAGAUCUUGGUCAACUAAGGUACUUUCAUGUGGUUGAAGUUGCUCGGUCUUCUAAAGGCAUCUUUCUUUCUCAGAGGAAGUACGUCCUUGAUUUGUUAUUUGAAAAUGGAUUGUUAGGUUGUCAUCCUUCUGAUACUCCCGUGGAAGCUAAUACUCGGGUCAAGAAAAUAUGA
Molecule: messenger RNA, 477 nt
Organism: Macadamia integrifolia
Lineage: Eukaryota; Viridiplantae; Streptophyta; Magnoliopsida; Proteales; Proteaceae
Exons: 3
Coding region: 1-477 (158 amino acids)
Source: RefSeq, a predicted model, not a curated record